AUGAAAUUCUCAACAGCAGUUUUAGGUUUGGCAGCUCUUUCGAGCAUUUGCAGUUGCCAGGAAUACGAAUUAGAAGAUGGUACCGACCACAGCAACAGACCAUUGAUUCAUUUGACACCUGACAAAGGGUGGAUGAAUGAUCCUAACGGGUUGUGGUAUGACGCCAAAGAUGAGUUGUGGCACGCUUACUACCAGUACUACCCUGAGGUGGCACACUGGGGCAGACCAUUGGCUUGGGGUCAUAGUGUCUCCAGUGACCUAACCAUCUGGAACGACACUGGUGUUGCCAUUAGACCUCAUAGAAAUGACUCUGGUGCUUACUCUGGCUCAAUGGUGAUCGAUUACAACAAUACCUCUGGGUUCUUUAACGGCUCUGUUGAUCCAAGACAGAGAGUUAUUGCUAUGUGGACUUUCGACUCUCCAGGCUCCGAGACUCAACACAUCAGUUAUUCUGUCGACGGAGGUUACACUUUCAUUGAUUACGAGCAAAACCCUGUUCUUGACAUCAACGAGAGCAACUUUAGAGAUCCAAAGGUUACCUGGCAUGAGGAAACUAGCAAAUGGAUUGUAACUAUUGCCCAUUCGCAAAAAUUCGAAAUUCUGAUUUACUCAUCUCCAGACAUGAAGGAUUGGACUCUAGAAUCCUCAUUCUCUCACUCUGGGUUCUUGGCAUUUCAAUACGAAUGUCCAGGUUUGGUAAAGGUGCCAGUUGUUAAAGCUUCUAACAAUGACUAUGUGCCAGCAAAUUUGACUUAUCCAAAUUCUACCACUUAUAAUAGCUCGUACUUCAACACUACCUUCUCUCAAGGCGAUGAAUUAGAAGAGGCUUGGGUUAUGUUCCUUUCAGUCAAUCCAGGUGGCCCAUUGGGUGGUUCUGUCAAUGAAUAUUUCAUUGGUGACUUUAAUGGUACCCAUUUUACUCCAUUCACUCCUCAAACAAGGUUUGUCGAUUUUGGUAAGGACUUUUAUGCUUUCCAAACUUUUUUCAAUACUCCAAACGGUAAGGAUGUAAUUGGUCUAGCAUGGGCUUCUAACUGGCAGUAUUGUGAAGCGGUUCCAACGAGAUCAUGGAGAUCUUCAAUGAGUAUCGCUAGAAACUUUACAAUUCAAGAAUACGCACCAAACCCUGAAUCCGUCGAAUUGAACUUGAACAGUAUGCCUGUGUACGAUCGUGAAAGUUUAAUCGCCAACCAAAGUAGAAUUACUACCCAUAACAGAACUUUGGAAAAGAAUUCAGCUAUUCAUUUGAAUCUAUCAAAUAAUGGAACUGGUGUAUUUGAUUUCAAUCUAACAUGGUCUCUAAACAGUUCUGUUUACACUAAUAGCGAUGUAGCAGAAUUUUCCCUGUACCUAAUUGGUUCAGAUAACUCUGAAGAAUAUUUGAGGAUUGGUUAUGAAGGUAACUCCGGUGCCUUUUUCUUGGAUAGAGGACACUCUGAUGUUGACUUUGUAUCAAGGAAUCCAUUCUUUACCGACAAGUUAUCAACAUAUUUGGAACCAUACGAAACUUUAGAAAAUGGUCUAAAUUCUUACAAGGUUUAUGGUAUUGUUGAUAGAAACUUGAUCGAACUGUUCUUCAACGAUGGUUCGGAAGCAAUGACCAAUCUUUUCUUCUUCAGCGAUGGUAACUACAUCAACGAGGUUGAUAUUAGAACAUCGAUUGAUCAUUGUUACAACAUUGAAGAGUUAUCAAUUCAACAACUUGGAAUUUAA
This is a messenger RNA of Zygotorulaspora mrakii, 1713 nucleotides long. RefSeq names its product beta-fructofuranosidase SUC2 (gene SUC2). Lineage: Eukaryota; Fungi; Ascomycota; Saccharomycetes; Saccharomycetales; Saccharomycetaceae. Gene Ontology annotation, biological process: sucrose catabolic process. The record is from RefSeq and is a predicted model, not a curated record. Gene Ontology annotation, molecular function: sucrose alpha-glucosidase activity. The transcript has a single exon. Gene Ontology annotation, cellular component: fungal-type vacuole. The coding region runs from base 1 to 1713 and encodes 570 amino acids.